This is a messenger RNA of Penicillium canariense, 1470 nucleotides long. Its product is annotated as folic acid synthesis protein. The coding region runs from base 1 to 1470 and encodes 489 amino acids. The transcript is spliced from 3 exons. Gene Ontology annotation, biological process: tetrahydrofolate biosynthetic process. Gene Ontology annotation, cellular component: mitochondrial envelope. The record is from RefSeq and is a predicted model, not a curated record. Gene Ontology annotation, molecular function: dihydropteroate synthase activity; 2-amino-4-hydroxy-6-hydroxymethyldihydropteridine diphosphokinase activity. Lineage: Eukaryota; Fungi; Ascomycota; Eurotiomycetes; Eurotiales; Aspergillaceae.
AUGACCCCGCCGUCGUACUUGAAAGCGUAUGCGAGGAGAUUUUCGAGCGGGACAGAGCCGCGCAGAGACUCCAAGAUGGACCACAUCCAGCGUGGACCGCAGCUUCACCGCGCCUUCAUUGCGCUGGGUAGUAAUGUGGGAGAUCGCGUCGAAAUGAUUGAAAAAGCUUGUCACGAGUUGGACCGGGCGAAUAUCAAAGUCAAGCGGACUAGCUCGCUGUUCGAGACGACGCCAAUGUAUGUGCUGGAACAAGACACAUUUAUCAACGGAGUCUGCGAGGUUGAAACAACGCUCGCGCCUAUGGAGCUGCUUGAUGCCCUCCAAUCAAUUGAGAAUGCGCUGGGUCGAAAGAAACUAAUUGACAAGGGCCCGCGGUCAAUCGAUUUGGAUAUUCUGUUGUAUGAUCAAGAGAUCUUCUCUCACGAGCGUCUAAAUGUACCACACAACCUCAUGUUGGAGCGAGAUUUCGUCCUCCGGCCACUCUGCCAAUUGAUCCCUCAUGAACGACCUCCCCAACCAGCGAAGAGCACUCAAACAUACAGCGAAUAUCUCAAAGCCCUUCCGCCGCCAGAGCCCACCCCAUACUCAACAACACCGAUCUCUCCAGCUUUCCCAUCAUUGCACGCGACAGACCCCACGCGCAACACCCACGUCAUGGCCAUCCUCAAUCUCACCCCCGACUCGUUCUCUGACGGCGGGACUCACUCCCCAGCCGAUUUCACCCAACUCACCGAAACCAUCCGCAACUUCAUCGCAUCCGGCGCAACCAUCAUCGACAUUGGCGGGGAAAGCACCCGCCCAGGCUCCAAGCCCGUCGGCGCAGACGAAGAAAUCGCCCGCGUCGUCCCAGCCAUCAAGCACAUCCGCGCAAACAUCCCCGAGGCAGCCAAUAUCGCCAUCAGCAUUGAUACCUACCGCGCGACCGUCGCGGACGCAGCCUGCGCCGCCGGCGCAGACAUCAUCAACGACAUCUCCGCCGGCAUGUUAGACCCGGACAUGCUGCCCACAGCCGCACGCAUCGGCAAAUCCAUCAUCCUGAUGCACAUGCGCGGCACGCCGCAGACUAUGACCAAACUAGCCAAAUACCCGAACGGCGUGAUCCCCGAGGUGGCCGCCGAGCUGCACCGGCGCAUCGCCGCCGCCGAGGAGGCAGGUAUUCGGCGCUGGCGGAUCAUCCUUGAUCCUGGUCUGGGCUUUGCGAAAAAUCAGCCCCAUGAUUUGGAGAUCCUGCGUGACUUGCCUCGGCUUCGUCAGGUCGAGGGCCUGGAAUGCUUCCCCUGGUUGAUGGGGCCUAGUCGGAAGCGGUUUAUUGGGCAUAUUACCGGUGUUAAGACACCGAAGGAGCGAGUGUGGGGUACGGGUGCGACUGUGUCCGCUAGUGUUGCUGGCGGUGCAGACAUUGUGCGGGUGCAUGAUGUCCGUGAAAUGUGGCAGGUUGCGAAGGUCGCGGAUGCGAUCUAUCGGGUAUAA